AUGUCUUCUAACAAGAUUGUGAAGGAGUACGAGCACCCGCAAGAUGAAGAUGUCCGAAAUGAGGAUUUCCGGCGCAAGGUGAUGGAGGCAAUUGAUAAGAACAAGAUCGUACGCCCCAAAGGAUACACAGUAUCAUGGCAUUCGAACCCGGCCAUCGAGAAGCAUCACUUCGGAAAUUCUCACCCUAUGAAGCCAUGGCGCCUCACCUUGGCCAAGAGCUUGAUCAUGUCCUAUGGAAUGCAUGCGGCUAUGGACACCUUCAUCUCCCGAACAGCAACCAAGGAAGAAUUGGAGGAUUUCCACACUGAAGACUAUCUCGACUACCUCAAGACAGCAAAGGUCGCUCUCCCUGAUGAUGAGACUGUGAAGGACUAUAACCUUGGUGGUUCGGAUUGUCCCAUCUUCGACGGCUUAUUCAAUUACUGCUCUAUGUACGCCGGAGCAUCGAUUGAUGCGGCAAGAAGAUUGGCAAAUGGAGAUUCUGAUAUUGCAAUCAAUUGGUCUGGUGGCCUCCAUCACGCGAAGAAAGCCGAAGCUUCUGGUUUCUGUUAUGUCAAUGACAUCGUCCUUGCCAUUCUCCAACUCUUACGAAGAUUCCCACGUGUCUUAUACAUCGACAUUGACGUUCAUCAUGGAGAUGGAGUUGAGGAGGCAUUCUGGUCCACUGACAGAGUCCUGACAUUGUCUAUCCACAAAUACGACGGCAUGAACUUCUUCCCUGGUACUGGUGACUUGGACAGAACAGGUCCGGAUGAUGAGGCCAACCCUGGAGCACAUCACGCAGUCAACGUACCUCUCUAUGAUGGCAUUGAUGAUACCCAAUACAUCUAUCUGUUCAAGACCAUUGUUGGCAUGUGCAAGGACCAUUUCCGACCAUCAGCAAUUGUUCUUCAAUGUGGGGCGGAUUCACUUGCUGGUGACAGACUGGGUCGUUUCAACGUUCAGGUUAAAGGUCAUGGGGCUUGUGUUGCAUACUGCAAGUCUCUUGGUCUCCCUUUGUUGCUUGUCGGUGGUGGAGGAUAUACCCCGAGAAAUGUCGCUAGAGCCUGGACCCACGAGACCAGCAUUGCCAUCGACUGCGACAAGGAUCUCGAUCCGGUCAUUCCAGACCACACACCCUACAAGAGCUUCUUCCACUAUGACACCCUCUUCCCAACCCUUGAAGAAAUUCUCGUUGGCGAUCCACGUCCAAACAAGAACAGCAAGAAGAGAGUCGAUGAAAUCGUUUCGUCCAUCCGAGAGCAGCUCCGUAUGGUAAACUUUGCACCCAGUGUUCAGAGCUCUGUCAUUCCGCCUGAUCUUAGUUUCACCAAAGAGGAUGUGGAUGAUGCUAUGAACGAGGAACUAGAGGAGCAAGACGAAUACAGAACCCAAAAGGAAACCGGCGUUGGUGUUCCCAUGGAAUUGUCCUGA
Mollisia scopiformis is the source of this 1413-nucleotide messenger RNA. RefSeq names its product histone deacetylase. Gene Ontology annotation, molecular function: histone deacetylase activity. NCBI's taxonomy places the organism in Eukaryota, Fungi, Ascomycota, Leotiomycetes, Helotiales, Mollisiaceae. The coding region runs from base 1 to 1413 and encodes 470 amino acids. The transcript has a single exon. The record is from RefSeq and is a predicted model, not a curated record.